UUACUUGACCAUUUUGACAGUUCACAGGCUUUGCUUUGUUUAAAAGGUUUAUUAUUGAACAGUUUCGGCCUAAAUCUAACAAAAUGGACCUGUAUUUAAACAAGUGAUUGCAUUAUUCGUACGGAUAAAAUCAAACAAAUUUCGAGUUAAAAAUUAUUUCGUAAUUGUCGGGCCAACGGAACAACUGCAGCUGAAUCAUCAAUGCCUAUUGUGUACCGAGUAACACAACAAUACGUUCCGCUCGGCUAAUUACACACAUUACACAAUUAUUAUGAGUGAAAUGUCGGCAACGGAGGUGGAAGACUUUCUGAACGGGGCUCUACUGUCUUGGUUAGAAUCAUGUCUACCCCGACCGGAACUAUUAACCGGCUACCAAUCACUCCUGGACGGCACCAUAUUGCAUUCCGUUUGGCUGCAAAUCGAUCCCGAACCGCAAAACCAUCCAAUCAAACUGGAAGGUAUUGACGAUCUACAAUUGGCCAAUGCCAGAGCGCGAAAUUUCGACAUAAUCGUGAAGAAUCUGAAAACACUCUACGAAGACGAACUGAAUCAAACGGUUCUGGUGUUGCCGGAUUGUUCAAUUCUGGGACAUAAGCCGGAGUCUCGAGCUGGUUUGGAGCAGAUGAAACUGUUGAUAACAUUGUUACUUGGUGCAGCUGUUCAAUGUCCCAACAAACAGUUGUUCAUUGUUCGAAUAAAGGAAUUGAAUGUUAGCACCCAGCAUGCCAUUGUUGAAUUAAUUAAACAAGUUACCGAUAACCAAACUCUGGUGUUAACUAACGAUUCACUGGAACAAUUGACUCCCCCACAAAUGUACCAGCAUAUAUUGCGAAUAGCCAAGGAACGUGACAGAUAUCAUUCGUAUUGGAUUACCAGUCUGAUGAACGAGACCGAGUCGAGGAGUGGUAAUGCUACGUCGAAUUCAACACCAACGAACGAAAACAAUCAUUUCGCUGUGGAGCUGGCGAAUUUGAAAUCGAAAUUACGGAAAUUUCGUCAGGAGUUGGAAGAGAAGUCAGAAGCGUACAUAGAAGUCAAAGAAGAACUGGACCACAAAAUCAGCCAAUACGAAAAAUUGCGAACCGACAGCCAAGAAUGGUAUACCGAAUCUCGUCGAGCUGCGGCUUACCGCGACGAGGUAGAUGUUUUACGCGAACGGGCCGAUAGAGCCGACCGAUUGGAAAUCGAAGUGCAACGAUUCCGGGAGAAACUUAGUGACGCUGAGUUCUUUAAAACAAGAGUCGAAGAGCUGAGAGAAGACAAUCGAAUGCUGCUGGAAACGAAAGAAAUGCUGGAAGAACAAUUGCAACGGUCGCGAAAACGCAGCGAACAUGUGAUGAAUUUGGAAUCGGAAAUCAUGAAAUACAAACAGAAACUGAACGACAUGGCAUCGGAACGGGAUGCGGACAAAACGCGUCUGCAAGAAUUGGUUGACGAAAAUACUCAACUGCAAUUUGCCACCAAAGAUCUCUGCUCGUCGACCGUUGUCUAUCACUCCGAAGACGAAUGCACAUCGGGCGACAACAGUUUAUCGGAACAAUUGACGAACAACGCUCAAACCCGUGCCUUAAAACUGGAAUUGGAAAAUCGACGAUUGCAGCAAUCGCUGGACACGUUGAAAGAGUCAUCGUUCCACGAGUACGCCAACAAGCAUCUGGAAUUGGAGAAGGAGAAGAAACGACUGUCGUUGAAAGUGGAACAGUUACAGGAAAACUGUAACCGGUUGGUGGGACAGAAUAAAGAAUUGGAGAAUGUGUUCCGUGAUGCUUUGGAAGAAAACAAGAAGCUACAAGACGCUAUGGACAACCGGCAACAAGCCAACGAUCGCCAGUUACAGGAACGUGAAAUCGAUCGCAUGAAACUAAUCGAUUUGGAGAAGCAUGCGGAAACAUUGACCAAGGAGAAGCAACGCAUCCAGAAUUUGUAUGAAAGUGUACAACGGCGGGCUGCGGAUCUGGAACGAGUCGCCGACAAGAAUAAGAAGGAAAUCGAGGAGCUGCAAACGAAAACGGUUGAAUUGAACAGCAUCAAAACGGAGGUACUCGAAUUGCGAGACAAAAACGUUGCAAUGGAAAGGGAAACAGCUGUGCUAGGUAAAGAAGUGACAAAAUUGCGAGAGAAUGUGGAGAAGAAGGAUGUCAUCAUCGAUACGAAAUCCAGUGAGCUUGAGGCGAAAGAGAAACUGGUCCAAAAUCUCCACGAGCAAAUGGAAUGUUCGUCAGUGAGUCUGGAACGGCUGCAGGAAUUGGAGACGAAAAACACCGAACUUCUCAGCCAAAUUGCCAUGGAUACCGAAACGAUAUCGACACUUCAACGGGACCUGGUGACAGGAACGAUUGCAACGAAAAAGGUGCGAAAAGAGCUGGAAAAAUUGGGCAUCGAAAACGAUGAAUUGGAAACGAUUCAGGUGAAUGUGGAAGAUGUAGUCCAAAAUUGGAUCAAGAAUCCGGAAACGUUCAAAACCGUCAGGGAGAUAAUGUUGGAUGCUGGCAAGGAGAUGGAAACAUGCGUUCUCUGUCACAAAGAAGAACUGUUCCGAGUGCAAAAAAACAUCGAAAUUUCCGGUGAUAGCAUUGAACCAAUGACGGUCAGCGGGUCGAUGCAAUGGAAAGAGAAGAAUGACCAAUUGACUGUCAUCAAUGUGGAUAUUCUUUCGGCAAAUGAAACUCUGCAAGCGGAAAAUGCACGACAAAAGGUUGACAUUUCCACACUCGGAUCGCAGAUAACCUCGCUACACACGCAACAAGUUGCACUUCAAUUGGCCAACUCACAGCUUGCCUCAGAGAAAGAUGUCCUAAUCAAAGAAGUGGGUCACUUUAAGCAACAACUUACCUCCACAUCGAACGACCUGAUCACACUACAAUGCCUGCACGAACAAUUGAACUCGGAAUACGAGGCCUUAAACAAGGAAAAAGAGUUAAUCAAGACCAGCCUACGGGACGCUAGAACCGACAUUAGGGACUUGCGUGAACGCGAAGUUGCCUAUAUUGCUCAGGUAGAAGAGCUACAAAAUCAAAUAGCGAAAAUUCGCAAGGACAACGAGAAUUUCGUUAAUCUGCGAGUGGAACAUUCCAAAUUGAAAGACGAUUUCCGUAAUGUUCUGUCGGCCAACGAACGCCUGAAAACCGAAUACAAAAAUGUCCAGGAACAAUACAAAAUCGUUCGCAGCGAGAAUGGUCGACUGAAGCUUCAAAGCACGGAGAUCAGCGGCGAAUUGAUGGCCAGCAACGAGCAAAUUAAGACAUACGAAAUCGAGUAUGCCAACUGCUCGAAUCGAUGCGAAAUGUUGAUGCAGAUAAACAGUACGUUGGAUGUGGAUCGGCGCAAAUUGAUGGACCAUGUGUCGCAGAUAUUGACACAAUAUCAGGAGUUGUUGACACAUUCACUGGAUGAUAAGCAGCAUUUCCACGACGAAGAGAAACAAUUCACCGACAAGGUGAACCAUUUGCAUCGUCAAAAGGAAAAGUUGGAGGAGAAAAUCAUGGAACAUUACAAGAAGCUGGAAAGCUGCUCGCCCAAAAAGAAGCCAUUCGGUGCUAAUUUCUAUAAAAAAGUCAAGAAGGCGAGUUCCGAUUUAAUCAGCAAGGUCCCGAGUCGGAGUCGUCGCUUGUUGAACGAAACGGACGAUUUUCAAGUGAACCAUUCAGAAUCUGGUGGUAAUGACUCUGACAACAGUGCUGAAGAACCGCUGUCCGUUGCCUCGGACACAAACCUUUUACAGCGCAACAAUGUGAUACGACGAAGCUUACAACGAAAGCCGAACAUAGAGCCAACCAUUUUACCUCGCGGCGGUAUCCGAAGUAGUUUCCAAUCGAUCAAACGAGAAAGCACACCUAAUCGCAUCACUCAUCGGAACAGUAUUCAUGGAUUAGAGCCACCUGACGUGACCGGUAGCAGUUUGACAUUAGGCACGGCUGGUAGCCGAAAAACCGUUUAUUUGAUCGACGAAAAAUUGAGCGCAUCACAAUCGAACAUCGUCACCGAUCCCAAUCCGACAACAUCUCACAACGAAACCAAUUCCCCGACCGGUGACGCCACCCCUCCUCCGUCCACAUUUUUAAUGUACAAUAAAAUCUCAAACGUAUAUGGCACUGCAAUGGAUGGCGGAGCAACUGGCAGUGGAUAUACAUCGGGUACGAAUAGCGUAGAUAAAAGCGGCGGCAGCAAGGACAAAAAGAAGACCAACGAGGACAAAAGCAAGGACUCGGCCAUCUGGUAUGAGUAUGGUUGUGUUUAAUGCGGAUUCGUCGGGAUCUUCGUUCUCUGACGCCUAUCUCUUUUAUAUGAAUCUCUUUCUCAGUAUUUAUUUAAAAGAUCUAUUGUUUUGUAAACGGCUUCUUGGACAGACGCGCACAGAUAUGAUUACUAACGCAAAUAAACAGUAUUCGCUUAUUACGAAGAAACCAUUGA
Bradysia coprophila is the source of this 4410-nucleotide messenger RNA. RefSeq names its product protein girdin (gene Girdin). The record is from RefSeq and is a predicted model, not a curated record. Lineage: Eukaryota; Metazoa; Arthropoda; Insecta; Diptera; Sciaridae. Gene Ontology annotation, cellular component: cytoplasm; centrosome. Gene Ontology annotation, biological process: cytoskeleton-dependent intracellular transport; cytoplasmic microtubule organization. Gene Ontology annotation, molecular function: microtubule binding; dynein light intermediate chain binding.